AUGGAGGGCGAUCUGCCCUGGUGCUUUGGAAGCAGCAGCAACAACUGGGACCUGCACGCCAUGGUGCGUUUCGCCUGUGGCGGUGGCGGCCGAGUCACCCCGGCGCCGAACUCAGACGAAUCCUUCUUGUCUGGGCUGCCGCCGCAGCCGCAGCAGCAGAUGGACACCGCCGCGUCGUGGCAGCCGCUUCCGGCUGACCCUGCCCUCGAAGACCUCUGCCUCCAGGCCCUCCUCGCCGCCGCGCCCAAGCCUGAGACGCCGCAGCCAGCAUCGCCAAGAAACGAAACGCCGCCCAAACCACCCACUUCCUACCGCAACGCCGGCGGACCCACACGAUCGAGGAGGAAGAAGAAGAAGAGUCAGGUGAGCAAGGAGGUGACGCGGGUGCCCGCCGGCGCGCCGUCACCGGACCCCUGUGCGUGGCGCAAGUACGGACAGAAGCCGAUCAAGGGGUCGCCGUACCCGCGCGGCUACUACCGGUGCAGCACCGACAACGACUGCAAGGCGCGGAAGCAGGUGGAGCGCUGCCGCGACGAUCCGGCCACCUUGAUCGUCACCUACACCGGCGGCGACCACAGCCACCCCGUCCCUCUCCACCGCAACUCCCUCGCCGGCACCACGCGCAACAAGGCGCAGCCGCCAGCGUCCACCUCCCCCGGCGAGGAACCUCCACAGCUGCAGCAGCAGGUUGCGCCAACCGCGUCGUCGGCCGACACCAAACAGCGGCAGGGCUCGCCGUCCGCGCCUGCCGGGAUGUUCCCCGCGACUCCGCUACAUUGUCCGCGGCCGCGGGCUGGUGUGGAGCGCGAGGAAGAGGACGAGGCAGAGGCCGUCGCCGCCAGUCUGCUGCUCCAAGAUGCGGAGAUGGAGGGAGAAGAUGACGUGCUGCAGUUCCUCAAGCCCGCUGCGGGUCCCGAUGACGGCACUGUCUGCAAGGACACCAUGCUAUUCCCGGAGCCCAACGAAGCAGAUCCGGGCGGAGGCUGCUGGGUGGACGACGUCAAGCUCUCACCCCUCAGUAACCACGAGCCUCAGCAGAACGUCCAUGAACAUUGGCGAGGAGAAAUUCCCAGUCACGGGCCUUCCGCCGUGGGAGGCAGCUGCAGCGAUACCGGCAGCGAGCAGCUGGGCGCCUGGGCCUGGGCCUGA
Molecule: messenger RNA, 1149 nt
Organism: Panicum virgatum (switchgrass)
Lineage: Eukaryota; Viridiplantae; Streptophyta; Magnoliopsida; Poales; Poaceae
Product: WRKY transcription factor 22-like
Exons: 2
Coding region: 1-1149 (382 amino acids)
Biological process (GO): regulation of DNA-templated transcription
Cellular component (GO): nucleus
Molecular function (GO): DNA-binding transcription factor activity; transcription cis-regulatory region binding
Source: RefSeq, a predicted model, not a curated record